GAUAAAUUCUAUCAUCUCGCCAAGGAGCAGGGGUACCGAUCUCGAGCAGCGUUCAAGUUGAUCCAGCUGAACAAGAAGUUUGACCUCCUGAGCAAGGCGAAAGUCGUUCUCGAUCUCUGCGGUGCUCCAGGAUCAUGGUCGCAAGUAGCCGCCAAGAACUGCCCUGUCUCCUCCAUCAUUCUCUGCGUCGAUCUCUGCCCCAUCAAGCCCAUCAAGCGUGUCAUCGCGCUGCAGGAGGACAUCACAACCGACAAGUGCAAAGCAGCAAUCAAGAAUCACAUCAAGACCUGGAAGGUCGACUUGGUCCUCAACGAUGGUGCGCCCAACGUGGGAGCGAACUGGACCAAGGACGCCUACAGCCAGUCAGAGCUGACGCUUCAGGCUCUGAAGCUUGCUACCAACUUCCUUGCUCCCGGAGGAAACUUCGUGACCAAAGUGUUCCGAUCGGCAGACUACAACUCUCUCAUCUGGGUUCUGAACCAGCUCUUCAAGCGCGUAGAGGCCACGAAGCCGCAGGCGUCUCGUAACGAGUCUGCAGAGAUCUUUGUGGUGUGCCUGGGAUACCUGGCUCCGAAGAAGAUCGAUCCGAAGCUGCUGGACCCGAAGAACGUGUUCGAGGACGUCAACGAUGGGCCGGCGAAGAAGGCAAACGUGCUGCAGCAGAAGAAGCUCAACGUCAGGCACAGGGACGGUUAUGAGGAAGGAAUCACGAUGCUGUACAAGGAGAUCUCAGCCGAGGAGUUUGUUCUCCACGAGGAUGCGCUGCAGGUCCUGACAGACUACAACAAGAUCGUGUUCCGGGAGGGGCAUGAAGUAGACGAGCAGCUGCUGGAGCACGAGAAGACCAACGAGGAGGUUAAGGAGUGCUGCAAGGACCUGCGCGUGCUGGGGAAGGGAGACUUCCGCAAGCUGCUCAGGUGGAGGGACAGCAUGAAGGAA
Guillardia theta CCMP2712 is the source of this 939-nucleotide messenger RNA. RefSeq lists its product as hypothetical. The record is from RefSeq and is a predicted model, not a curated record. Gene Ontology annotation, cellular component: nucleolus; preribosome, large subunit precursor. The transcript has 2 exons. Gene Ontology annotation, biological process: rRNA methylation; maturation of LSU-rRNA from tricistronic rRNA transcript (SSU-rRNA, 5.8S rRNA, LSU-rRNA); maturation of 5.8S rRNA from tricistronic rRNA transcript (SSU-rRNA, 5.8S rRNA, LSU-rRNA). NCBI's taxonomy places the organism in Eukaryota, Cryptophyceae, Pyrenomonadales, Geminigeraceae. Gene Ontology annotation, molecular function: rRNA (guanine) methyltransferase activity; rRNA (uridine-2'-O-ribose)-methyltransferase activity. The annotation marks the transcript as partial.